GUUGGCGUCCUGUCGCCCCGACCUUCGCCAGCGGGGCAGUAGCAUCAUGACGGUGGGAGCCAGGCUCCGAAGCAAGGCGGCGAGUGGUUUCCUGCGCCGCGGGCCCCGGGGGCGAGCGCGGGCGGAGGGGGACGAGGAGGCGGCCGCCCUCCUGGAGCCGCCGGAGCGCGGGGACGAGGCGGCGAGCGGGGCGAGCGCGGGGCGCCCGGGGGCCCGCAGCGCGCGCACGGUGCACCUGGCAGUCCUCCCCGAGCGCUACGAGCCGCUGGACGAGCCGGCCGCGGGCGAGAAGCCCAAGAGGAGGUACCGGCAGAAGCUGAAGAAGUACGGCAAGAAUGUUGGGAAGGUGGUCACCAAGGGAUGCCGCUACGUGGUCAUCGGCCUGCAAGGCUUCGCUGCGGCCUACUCUGCCCCGUUUGGAGUAGCCACCAGCGUGGUCACGUUCGUCCGCUAGUGGGAGCUGCGGGGGCAGACUCACCAGCACGGAUGGAAGCUCCGCUCUGGGACCAUCUCAGACCUGAACCCACAGAAUCCUUGGAGGAAAUCAAUGUCUUUCCUUGUUGCAUUGGAUGAAUGUUAGGAAUGGAACGUCCCUGCCCGUCCGCUGAGCUUUUCUCAUGACUCUAGGACGCCUGUGGCUCCGAUGGACAAUCCCGCAGAGAAUCAGGCCCAUGUUAGGUUUGGGGUUACAGUGUGCAAACACCGAAGGCUUCAUGCGGAGGUGGCAGGGGGCUGGCCCGGAGGCAGACACCUGGCAGACGGGAGCACUCUGGGUGGGUAGUGGAGGGGUGAUUACAAGGCGGGACGGGGAUUUUGACGAUUUGUUAUGUUCUGGAAGGGUCGCAGGCUGACAUGGCGCUCACAGCCCUUGGCUGCCUCGGUUCUGGGGCCAGCAGAGAAGCUGUUUGUCAUGUGCCCCAGCUCCUUUCUCCACCCCUUUGUCACCAGGGGUAUAAUUAUGGGCUUGAGAAGAAGGAAGGAAGGAAAAUCUCUUUGAAGGUGGGGAUGCUUUGAAAACUGUUGAUGACGUGUGUGACUGUUUAAAGCAGAUAAAGCUUGUGAUCCCCCCCUGCCCUCCCCUCCGCCCACCCCCCCAGUGACAGGAAUGUGUUGCUGGCCUGGUGGGAGGAAGGGGGCGCAGAGGCAGGCCGGUGUAGUGUAGAGGUGGCUGGAGGGAGCCAUGCCAUGGGGCCCGGGCCAGGCCAGUGGCUGGCCGAUGGCCGGGCCUCCUGACUCAGCUGCCAGGCACCAUCACCGACUGCACCUAGCCACCCAGAGGCGUUUUGUCUUGGGAGAGAGGGAGACGUGGUGCCUGGCAAGGAAAGUGUGUGAUUUAGAGAAGGAACCAGUAAGUAGGAGACAGGUGUGCUGGAAGUAGAAAGAUGGUGGACAGGAGGAGCGGAAGGUGGGGAGCCAGGCCUGGUUUAUCAGCCCUGGGAAACCUUAGGUGGGCUGGGCUUGCAGCUCCGGGUAGGGACCAGGGAUGCUGGGGGGCUAGGGGUGCCAUGGCUGGUGCUGAAAGUCCCCCUGGGGCCCAUGAGCUCUCGCUGGCUGCCUUUUGUAGCAUCCUUUCCUCUUUGGGGCUGCCAAGCUGGUCCGCAUCUCACCUGGAUUCAGAGCUCAGUGCCGCAUGGGUCCUGGGCUGGACACUCCACCCGGGAUGACCCAGGGACUGCCAUUGGAUCAUUGGCCAGGGAGGGGAAAGAAAGAGGAGGCUCCUCUUACCGUACCCCUCCGCCAACCCCCGUGAUAGGCCCCUGUUCGGACUGUUGCCAGAAUAUCCAGAAGCCCAAAUAGUUGUUGCUGAUCAGUCUGUAGGGUGGGCGGCAGCACCUGCGUGUUGCCCUGAGCAGUUCCCCAGGCCUUGGCAGAGGAGGCCUCGGUGCUCAUGCCUCACCGGUCAGGCCAACCAGGUGGCACCAGAACGUGGAGAAGGUGACUGGGGAAGACAGACAGAUGGACAGAAAAAGGAACCGGUGUAGGAGAGAGUUGUAGCUAGACAUUCUGGAGGCUCAGGUUGAAGAUGAACUUAGAUCCAGUUCUGCAUCAUUAAUAUUUGUGAGGAAAAGAGAAAACAAACGGUCUUGUUUUCACUCAAAUGCUGAAAGAGGAUAACAGCUGGCCUGAGCACACUGAGACUCGGGGAAAAGAGACCAAAGUGGGAGGAAAAGCCAAGCAGAGUUUAGUGGGAGAGCCAGACCUCUGCAGCCCACAGGUGACAGGAGGAGGCAGCCUGUGAGGGGCUCGGAGCAUGUCCCUCCCUGGCGGCCCAGGGAUGCUGACCCGCCCUGGAGAAGUCUGCUGAGUCCCCUCGGAGGAACGGAAGUGUGACCCUGGAAGGGACCAGAGCUGCCAAGGCCUGUCCGGUGAAGACCUUCCCCAUCCCAUCCCCAAAUUGGAGACACUAUCAGGCCAGGUAUAUUUGGCCCAGAAAUUGGAAUCGUCUGAUUAAGAAUCAGCCUAGAAAUGUCAUCAGUCAGAACCUCGCAGGGAUUGUCCCGGGAGCCAGAUGCCUGUGUACAGAAGAUGACCUUGUCCAAACUCCCAGAGGGUUCGUUUCCCCCGGGGACAGGGCAUCCGUGUUGCAGAUUACCUUUUUGCCUGUUUCUCUGUCUUCAGUUUUUUUUUUUUUUCUUUAAAUAUCCGGGUCCACACCCUACUGAGAAUUGAGUUUCAGAGCUUUGCCUUUACACGCUUGACCAAGAAGCUUCUUUUGUAUCCUUUUCCUGGUCUAUAAUGUAAAUAAAACCCUCA
This is a messenger RNA of Callorhinus ursinus (northern fur seal), 2754 nucleotides long. RefSeq names its product chromosome unknown C1orf115 homolog (gene CUNH1orf115). The record is from RefSeq and is a predicted model, not a curated record. Lineage: Eukaryota; Metazoa; Chordata; Mammalia; Carnivora; Otariidae.